Messenger RNA from Polypterus senegalus (gray bichir), 7121 nucleotides. It is a transcript of the gene tmem184c, whose product is annotated as transmembrane protein 184C. Lineage: Eukaryota; Metazoa; Chordata; Cladistia; Polypteriformes; Polypteridae. Gene Ontology annotation, biological process: transport. The transcript has 10 exons. Bases 363 to 1712 code for a protein of 449 amino acids. The record is from RefSeq and is a predicted model, not a curated record. Gene Ontology annotation, molecular function: transporter activity.
GGUUGAAUGACCUUUAGGAUGAUGCUGGGGAAAUACAGUUCGGGGAGUGUUUUCAAUCUGAAAAGUUCUUACGUAAAUUCAAACUUGAAUCCGCUGUGCUUAAUUUAUUUAACAGCUACGGGAGUACCGUGUUCAAACAACAAGAAAAGUAUUGUGGAAGCGAUAAUAAAGGGCGGAGGUCCAUUGAAGCUAGUUGUUAUAUUUUCUCGCUAAAUGGCAAUGGCAGUUUUGUUGCAUUUGUUGUUGCGCUCCCCUCACAUUACCUAUCACGAAAACAAAGAAGGACUUUGAUCUGGUCAAAUUCAACUAAAAAUUUCGUUCAUUCUUUGGAACAUCUUGAAUGUGCAAGAAAACCGAUAAAGAUGCCAUGCACUUGUGGCAACUGGAGGAGAUGGAUACGACCCUUGGUGGUCGUCUUGUAUAUUUUGGGAUUGUUGGUGGUUAUUCCACUGUGUGUUUGGGAGUUGCAGAAGUCGGAGGUUGGGACACACACAAAGGCCUGGUUUAUCGCUGGCAUUUUUGUUUUUAUGACGAUCCCCAUAUCACUCUGGGGUAUCCUUCAGCAUCUCGUGCACUACACUCAGCCUGAGCUGCAGAAGCCCAUCAUCAGGAUAUUAUGGAUGGUGCCAAUAUACAGCUUAGACAGUUGGAUAGCUUUAAAAUAUCCAAACAUUGCCAUCUAUGUGGACACUUGCAGGGAGUGCUAUGAAGCAUAUGUUAUUUACAACUUCAUGAUUUUUUUGCUGAACUACCUGAGCAACCAAUAUCCAAGCCUGAUACUGAUGCUGGAAGCCAAAGAACAACAAAGACACCUGCCACCUUUAUGCUGCUGCCCAUCCUGGCCAAUGGGAGAGGUGCUGCUUUUUCGUUGUAAGCUUGGCGUUUUACAGUACACAGUGGUCCGACCAUUUACUACUGUUAUUGCACUAAUCUGCCAGCUCUGUAAUGUGUACGAUGAAGGAAACUUCAGCUCUGCAAACGCCUGGACCUACCUUGUGAUUGUAAACAACGUAUCACAGUUGUUUGCUAUGUACUGCCUUGUGCUGUUCUAUAAGGCUUUGAGAGAUGAGCUGAAUCCAAUUCGUCCAGUGGGAAAAUUCCUCUGUGUGAAGCUGGUUGUCUUCGUUUCCUUCUGGCAAGCUGUUUUUAUUGCACUUCUGGUGAAGGUUGGGUUUAUUUCCGAAACUCACACCUGGGACUGGGACAGUGUGGAGGCUGUGGCAACGGGUUUACAGGACUUUGUCAUUUGCGUUGAGAUGUUUUUUGCUGCAAUUGCCCAUCACUACAGCUUCACCUAUAAGCCUUACGUCCAAGAAGCUGAGGAAGGCUCUUGUUUUGACUCCUUCCUUGCAAUGUGGGACUUCUCUGACAUCAGAGCUGACAUAUCUGAACAAGUGCGGAAUGUCGGAAGAACAGUCCUAGGCCGUCCAAGAAAGAUGUAUUUUGCAGAGGAACAGGAGAACAAUGAACAUACCAGCCUUUUGUCUGGCGGAGGAGGAGGAGGAGGCCCAGAUUCGAUCACAGACACGACUUCCAUGCCACCCUCGCCCACUGGUCGCUAUCAAGGGUUUGGACAGACCACGGUGACGCCUCACUCUUUAUCCGCACCAGCGGGCUUCUCCAGUGACCCUCGGAAUGAAGAUGACUAUCUGAGUUCACCUUCCCGAGGGGCCGGCGAUCCUGGUGACCAAGAUAACUGCACAAUUCCUUAACUGACUUCAUUCUAGAAGUAAAACGCUUAAAAGCAAGCCUUCUGUUUUGCAAAGUGUCCCUUUUCCCUCAGCAAGCCUUCACCUGCAGGAAUCCUCAUGACUGGAGAUGUCGUUACACACAGAAGUCAUUUAAAAGUGACGUGUUUUACUCUCAUCAGUUAUCAAGUUGCUCUUGACGGUUCUUUGUAAAUGGCUAUCGGUGUCAGGUGUACCGACGUGCCGAUAGCCAAAGACCAACAGAUUGUUACUCUUUUGUCAUUACGUAUUUACAGCAUGGGCGCCUACAUGUCGCUAACAAACUCUGUUACAGCAGUGGCUUAAAAUGGUGGAAGGCCAAACAGUAAAGAGACGCUCGGCUCGGUUCUCCCUCUCCUGCAGCCCCCCAGGCCAUCCCUCAGGUGAGAUACAGGAGUGCUUUGCUCCCAGUGCGAAGUGACGGUUUCCCCAGAACGGUCUUUAUUCCGUGAGAAGACCCUGCCAUCUUGCCAAGUAGUCAACGUCUAGGAGGGUUGGGCUGCCCAUCCAUCAGUUUUCAUACUUGCUUACGUCCCGUUGAGGGACCCUGCAGUGGGCAUGCCAGCUGUGCACUUGGAUUCGCUGUGCCUUCCCAGAAUGAGACAAAGAUUUGUCCCCCAGCAUCAUUUUUUUGAAUUUUGUUUAAAAUGUCACUUUGCUUUUUAUGACGAGGGACGAUCAAAAAGUUUCCGCAGUUUUGUUUAACUCUGUUUAUUAAGAAUUUCAAAAACAAAUGACAUCACUUUUCUACAGUCACCUUCCUUUAUGAUGUAAUUUUCCCAGAGCGUCAUACCAACUUUUUAAUGCCAUCGGAGGAAAAUGUUUUUGGUUGGCCGCGUAGCCACUGAUGCACCGCUGCUUUCACAUCAUCAUCAUCAUCACCACAUGAAGCGUCGGGAACAAAUGUCUUAAGUGCUUGGGCUUUAUGGGCGAGGCAUCCACCUGGCACACAAUGUCAUGAAUCGGGGUCUACAUGGGCAGACCCAGCACUCCCAUCCAGCUCUCCUGCACCCUCUUCUGUUUUCACAAAUCAGUUCUUUUUUCAUUUCACGUGGCUGUAGCUGGACGUCCAGAGCGCUCUCUGCAUCCAUGCCACUAGUACAGCCAUUUUUGAAUAUUUCAAUCCACUCCUAGACGACUCUACGAAAGAGAACUUGAUCUCCACACUGACCACACGUGCAGAAAUUAAUUGGUGUUCCCAGCACACCUUCUGCCUACAUGACAGAACGCUCUUCCUCUUGGGUGCAAUUUGUGUAGGUUUCAUAGCCAUCUUCACUACAGCGUGACACCUCUGUUACUAAACUGCAAGGGCUUGCCAGACAGAACAGGUCACAUGAUGCUCUCAGACACGCCCUAUUACCAACUCCUCCCACCUUUACCGUUUCGAAUGACACUAUAAAAGUGUCCCUCGUAUUUUAAGGAAUCCAACACUAACACUUGUGCCGUCUUUGGGUCUGCUUAUCGCUCACCCGUGGCCCCUGCCAACUGUAAUGCGGUGCUAGCAGUAGAAGAGCACACAAGCGCAGAUGUUCAGAUCCUUUCUUUUAAUUGCUGUGGCCCUGACAUUUGAGAUCUGGCCUCUGACUUGGCCACUUCAGGACCUUCACGUCGUUGUGUGGCUUUGGCUUUAUCAUUCAGAUCGCCAUGGCGGUAGAAUACAAAUCUCCCAGGGCACAGACCCCCUUAUCAGAAUUUCCCCCUAUUAUGCUGCAUUCACCUUCCCUUCUCCCUUGACAAGCAGGCUGUGGAGACGCUCCCAUUGUUAGGUGUGUUUUCACCCAACCCCGUCUCACUCUCUUCAUCAGAAGUGUCUCAGUCUCAGUGAGUUUACACCUUCUCGUGUUCGGACGAACUCUUCUGCACCAAUGUUUAGCGUAAGCGGGAGGCUUACGUUACUUGACAUCUAGCUGGAGGGGAUGUAAGACUUGCCGAUGAGGGCAGCUGCUGAUCUUGUCGACUGAAGAUGUCAGAUCGUACAGCUAGACAUUGCAGGGCAUGAUGAAUUACUUGACCCUGGGACGUCUAGGCUGUGGUGGGCCAGGAUAUCAGAACAAGGCCAUCUUAACAGCAUUCUAGGCCCCCAGAGAAAGUAGUGCACUGGGGAUCCCUACCUACACAACCCCAUCAUUUAUUGCUGUAGCACGUUUUCAUGCCAAUGGUGUCACUCAAAAGUGCUUCACAGGGUGAAGAAAGAGGAAAAAGACAAAAUAUAAAAAAUAUUAAAUUAGGCAAUAGUAGUUAACAUAGAAUAAAAGUUAGGGCCGAUGGCCAGGAGGACAGAAAAAAAAAAAAUCUGCAGGGGGUCCGAGGCCACAAGACCACCCAGCCCCGUCUAGGCAUUCUACCUAACAUCAAUGAUCUCAACCAACUCACAACGUCCAUAGAUUAGCGUGGGGGCCCCCCAGGCAACUGCCAAGCAUGCCCAUGUGUUAAGACGGCCCUGCAUCAGAAUACUCCCUACUCUUUACAAAGGGGUCUUCAAUGAUCACAGAGAGUCAGGGCCUCGGUUUUAUGCCUCAACUGAAGGCCGGCACCAUUUGGACGGUACUGGGAUCCACACAGAGACCACAGGGUAAGCGCCCCCUGCCUGUCCUCUUCUAGCCCCAACCCAAGCUUUUCCUAGGUGGUCUCCAAUCCAAGUACUGGCCAAGCCUGAACACACUUAGCCUCGGGUGUCUCUCCAGUUUAAAAGUUUGGUGGCCUGUAACAAGUCACAUAAUCGUCUUUGCUAUUUACAGCCCCAUCAGGACUGAGCUGAUUCGCCUUUCCAGUAUCACAGAUGCAUUUUGGGAUUCUUAAGCCUGUUCUGCUUGUUUUUCAUUUCAAGUCCGUUUCUAAUUUAAUUGCGUUACAUGGCUGCCAGAAAAUUCCGUCAUCUUCCUCAUUUGAACACAUUCAGGCUACGUGACAUGCUUUGGGUGACACAGUGAAGACUGAAGGUGUGACUGGGGCGGACUGGUGGCUCUGAGGCUAGGGAUCUGGACUGGCAAUCGGAAGGUUGCCGGUUCGAAUCCCAGAAAUGGCAAAAGGGACUCUGCUCUGCUGGACCGUUGAGCAAAGCCCUUAACCUGCAAUUGAUGAGCGCUUUGAGUAGUGAGAAUAGCGCUAUAUAAAUGUAAAGAAUUAUUAUUAACGGUGGGGCCCGCUGUUCGAUUUGCAUUCCUUUAAUCUCGCACCUCAUCGAGUGUAAGCACGAGGUUAUUCAGAAAGGCACAAAUGUUUGAACACUCGAUGCCACAUUACAUGCGUUACUAUUAACCUGAACGUGUCACUUUCAUGUGGACAUAUUGAGUCGUCCCAAUCCUAGGGAGCUGCUGUGCCCUGACUGGCAUCACAUCUAACUGUCCACUGAGCCCCACUGAUGGCCAUUUUAGGACGGGCUGCUCCUCCUGACACAUUCAAGCAAACGGCACCUUUUGAGUUUCCAGUACAGUCAUCUCUGAUGUUUGUGGUGGUCCUCCAUACAUUAGUUAGAUAAACUGCACUUUAUUUGUCCCAAGAAGGUCAUAUAAUUUUUUAUGGCAACUCAAGAAAUAUUACAACAAAAAACAGCAACCACUGCCCUCAAAUAGAUGCUGAGAAAACAUCCGACCUGACUAAACAUAAAGAGGGCCGUCACCGUGAGCCAUUAUGAAGGCCCACCAGCGUUUCUUGACACACUUCUGGUGGCUGACACUACAGUAGAGUGACACAGAGAGGAUGGACCACGUUGUUUAUAAUGGCCGUAAGUUUUAUCUUCAUACUCUGUUCCACUACCAACACCAGUGGAUCCACAGAGCGCCCCUUAAUCAGUUGUCUAGAUUGAGUGGGUCUCUGCUACCAGCUGCGCCCACCAUACUGGCCAUCACAGAGCUGUCACUACUCGCAUUAAGGAGCGCCGUCUCCUAAGGAGAAAGUCUGCUCUGCCCUUUCUCCUGUACCUCCUCUCUGUUACGAGAGCGGCCCAGACUCUCAUUGAUUUGGACCCCCAGACACACCACAUCCACUCCCUGAGUUGUGAUUGGUUAUACAGACCAGUUUAUCAAAGAUGUCACCUCCCAGAAUUAUCAGGCAAGCAGCCGUCUUCACGUUUAGCCUCCUAACAGUGAUCCGAUUUUGCCGUACCACUUUCAGGAUUGGGCCGUUCUUCCGUUGCAUUGACGCGAGUGUAAAGUAGAGAAGUCUCUGCCAUCUCCUGAACAAACAAGCAACAUGCAGCCACCCAAUGAUAAAGUCACCAUAACCAGUAUGUGUCAUGGGUACACUAGCAGUUAGCAGGUUCAUUCAUUUGCCAGAAGAGCAGCAACCGGCCCGCUUGUCUAGGGGGGACACAGGUGUCACAACACAGACAGAAGUCCAUCUCACAAAAUGGCCCCUGGGAUUCUGUGUUAUGUAGCUGCCAGAAGUCCAUCACCUUCAGGCUACGUGACCUGCUUAGGGUGACACAGUGAAGACUCGGCUCCGAUCUGAAGGUGUGAACAGCGGGGCCUGCUGUACGAUUUGCAUGCCUUUUAACUCGCACCUCAUCUAAUUUCCGUUUUCACGUCUUAACGAGAUUGUUCAGAAAAGCAGAAAUGUUUGAACACUCAAUGUCACAUUACAAGUGUCAUCAUUAACCUGAAAAUGUCACUUUCACGUGGACAUAUUGAGUCAUCCCAAUCCUAGACCCAGUGUGUGUGUCAUGGAUACUCUAGCAGCUACCAGGUUCAUUCAUUUGCUAAAAGAGCAGCAACCGGCCACAUGUCUAGAAGGGAUGCAGGUGUCACCGCACAGACUUCUAGGAUUUGAUGACAGAAGUCCAUCUUACAAAAUGGCCUGGGAUUCUGCAGGAAAAAUUCAAGUCUAUAGGCCUGGGAGAAAGAUGUUUAGCUUGUGCCGCCAUAACCUUUGACAGGCCCAGCCACGGAAAGGGUGUGUGGGUAGUCGGCCUUACUUACCGUUAUGCAGCAAGAUCUAAAAACGUAACCUGAGAAACUCAAAUUCAAAACUGACUAAAAGCUGCCCUGACCUCAUUUACUUCUUUGCUGUCCAAAGCCAUGAUGAGGGGGGCUGCUGGUGUGUACAACACUCGUAUGACGAUGAAAUGAAAAGAAAUGCAGCCGCACAUUUGCCAUUCCGAUGCAUCCCGCGCCGUUUCAGUUUUAACGACUAAGAGGCCAGAGACGUCCUUCAGAUGUGACUUGUCGGUUUUCGUGCUUUUUGCAGCAGCUGUCUGUGUCGCCGUGUCCUGCCUUAAAUUCACUUCUGUUUUCUGCAGCAAAUUAAAAAAAAAAAAAAAGUCUUAAAUGUGAAAUGAACUGAUCGUAGUGAUAAUGUGGUAGAGCAAAAUGUCGACAGCGAUGAUUAUGGAGUGCGUCUCAAUGGCCUUCGGGUGUACAUAUUUGACAUUUUACUGAAUAAAUUUAAUAAGCUUCC